CGGAUCCCAUAGCUCUCAUAGCCUUCUCUCUUCCUUCGAAGCCAGAAAAAUCUUAGCCAUCCAAACUCCAAAUUAAUCAUGCCGGGCCUCACGAUUGGUGACACCAUUCCUGACCUUCUGGUGGACUCCACCCACGGACCAAUCCAAAUCCACGACUUCAUUGGUGAUGGAUGGGCUGUGAUCUUCUCCCACCCAGCGGAUUUUACUCCGGUGUGCACCACGGAGCUCGGGAAGAUCGCAUUGUAUGCUGAGGAGUUCGGCGAGCGAGGGGUGAAGCUGCUGGGAGUGUCAUGUGAUGACGUAGUAUCGCAUGUGGAAUGGAUCAAAGACAUCGAGGCCUACACGCCCGGAUGCAACGUGAGAUAUCCCAUAGUGGCAGACCCAGACAGAGAGGUGAUCAGGCAACUCAACAUGGUAGACCCAGAUCAAAAGGACUCCUCUGGACUUGAGCUCCCAUCAAGAGCCCUCCAUGUGAUAGGCCCGGACAAGAGGAUUAAGUUGAGCAUCCUCUACCCUGCAACAACCGGGAGAAACAUGGAUGAGGUUGUGAGAGUUGUGGAAUCUCUUCAAAAGACAUCAAAGCUCAAGAUCGCAACUCCAGUGAACUGGAAGCCUGGGGAGAAGGUGGUCAUCUCACCAAGUGUAUCCAACGAAGAGGCGAAGGGAAUGUUCCCACAAGGAUACGACACCGUGGAUCUCCCCUCAAAGAAGGAGUACCUCCGCUUCACCAACAUUUGAUGUGGAAUCAGCCAUGAAGUACUUCUAUAUAUGCAUCUGCUCGUGUCUCUGGGAUUUCGUUUCAUGCAGACUUUGCUUAAUUUUAUGUGUUUGAAGGCUACUAUAUUGUUUGUUGUACUGGAGGUUUUUGUUUGUCUCUCUGCUUUUGGUGUGCUACUUAUGAUGUACAUUGUGGAAGUUAUUAGUUUAGCUUCCUCGUGGUUGUUUGUGUAUGGGUUUUAUCAAUGAAAUAAUCUCCUUUCUAUGCUAAGAAAUGAAA
This is a messenger RNA of Elaeis guineensis (African oil palm), 997 nucleotides long. RefSeq names its product 1-Cys peroxiredoxin. Gene Ontology annotation, biological process: cellular oxidant detoxification; cell redox homeostasis. The record is from RefSeq and is a predicted model, not a curated record. Lineage: Eukaryota; Viridiplantae; Streptophyta; Magnoliopsida; Arecales; Arecaceae. Gene Ontology annotation, cellular component: mitochondrion; cytosol. Gene Ontology annotation, molecular function: peroxiredoxin activity.